CUGAUUGUCUCUGAACCAAGUUCAGUGGAAACCUGAUCAGAAUCAGUAGGACUGGGUUCACUUCAGAUCGGAUAACAGAUGGACAGCCUGAACGGUUCUGGACUCAAUCAGAAGAAACAAGUUAAAUGAUGCUAUUCUGAGCCAGAAGAACCAAACAGAACCAGACAGAAACUGGUUCUGAACGGAUCAGAUCAUUUUAAUGAACCAGCCAUUUGAACCGAGGCCCGGUUCUUGCUCCAACUGCUGCUCUGAUAACAAUCACCAUGAGGCUUUCAAGGAAGCCUGGGAUCAUUGAGCGCCGCCGGAUGAUGAUGAUGAUGAUGAUGGAGGAAGAGGAGGAGCUACUGCUGCUGAGAUGAUGAAGGUCCGGAUCGGUCCGGCGCCAGGUACGGACAGAUAGACAGAUAGAUAGACAGACAGACAGAUGGAACUUGGACGUUACAAUGCUGGUGGAUUCGGAUCGGGUUGACCUUUAACCCUCAGAGGUUCGUGAUGGGUCUGGACCGGGUCUCCAGCUCCACUCCACACAUCAGCUACCUGGCUGCGGUGAGCCUCAACACCUCCACCCCCUCUGUCUCCUCCACCUCCUCCACCCUGCCUCCGUCUUCCUGCAGCAUCGAUGAGUCCUACAAGUACGUCUUCCUGCCCGUCUGCUACUCCCUGACCUUCCUGUUCAGCCUGGUGCUGAACUCGGUGGUUCUGGUGCGGUCGUGCCGGCCCCAUGGCGGUGGCGGCGGGCGGCGCUGGAACACCUCCCUGAUCUACAUGGUGAACCUGGCCACUACAGACCUGAUGUACGGCCUGUCGCUGCCCUUCCUGGUGGCGAGCUACGUGCUGAGGGACCACUGGGUGUUCGGGGACUUCAUGUGUCGCCUCGUACGAUUCCUCUUCUACUUCAACCUCUACUGCUCCAUCUUCUUCCUCACCUGCAUCUCUGUGCACAGGUACCUGGGAAUCUGCCAUCCAAUGAGGACCAUCACUCUGGAGAGCAAGCGGGUGGUGAAGGCGACCUGUGCCUCGGUAUGGGUGGUGGUCUUCGUUCUCACCUGUCCUAUCUUCAGGUUUGCCCAGACAGGAGACGUUACUAGAGGAGGUUCUGUAGCAGUUGGACCUGAGGGGACGAGGUUUGGAGACAACAGGACUGAGGAGACGUAUGUGAACUGCUGGGACGACGCCAUUGAUAAGGACUUUCCUGAGUACGUCCCAUAUGGCAUUGUCCUUCACCUGCUGGGCUUCUUCGUUCCUUUCGUCAUUAUCGCAUGGUGCUACUCUCGGGUGGUCCAGACAAUAUUUCAGAGCUUGCGGUCUCCACCCAGUUCAAUAGAGGGCGGUGAGGAUGCAUCAACUGGGGAUGGAGCAGUUGAAGGAGGUCGAGAUCGGGAGAGGACUUCAGUCUCCAUCUCUGGAUCACAGUACUCCCACUACAUCCGGAGGCGGCGCAAAUCCAUUAAAACCAUUGUAACCAUCACGCUGCUGUUUGCACUCUGCUUCCUGCCCUUUCAUGUGACCCGGACGUUGUUCCUGCUCCUGCGGCGGGGACAGCUCGGCGGCUGCAAUGCCAUGAAGGCUGUCUCCAUCUGUUACAAGGUCACCAGGCCUCUGGCCUCCUGCAACGCCUGGCUCAACGCCCUACUCUACUUCCUGACAGGAGAUAAAGGCGCCCCCUGCUGCUGGCCAGCGGAACGAACAGUGCACCAGGACAGAAGAAAUGGCUCCCUUUGGUGGCCAUUAACAAUACUUAGGAAGGAAGGAGGCGGAGAGGACGACCAGGAUGCGGCCGAGAAGGUAGCAAGGGAGCUGCAGAUGGAGAAUGAAUCCAAGUCUUCACGGAUCAUCUUCUAGGACCUUUGAAGUUGAUUCAUGAUCAUCUUCAAAGAUGAUCUGUGCUCAACUUCACAAAUCGUCUUUGAAGAUGAGCAACUUGGUGCUCAACCCACUGACAUGUUGCUCUGUGUGAUGAAGCAGAGACAGAUCCAGAGACUGGUGCCUGGGCCCUCCUGCUCUACAGAUAAAAAUGUUUCCUCAGUUGUUGUGUUUAACAGCUUCCACUGAUCAUAAGUUACCUGAACAUUUCCCAUGAAGCAUUGCUCCAGGCAGGAAGCUGGUGAGAUCAUGGAUUGGACUUUCAUUGUUCUAGAAGAUGCACCUGAUAGACCCGACAACCUCCACAGGUUUGCCUUCACCAAUGUGAGAUUAGGAUUGGGAGAUUGGGAUUAAAGGUGGAUUACAAACAAUUUAACCCAACCUUGCCUCAGAAGCUGUGAGUGAGCCGCUCUCAGUCGGACCGACGGUGGCUCUGGUCGGACCAGUGAUGGUUUUGGUGUUCCUGCUGUUUUAAUCUCAGGUUGUUUCUAAUUUCGGACCUCAUUAGUUUGGAUGUUUUGAUGUCAGAAUUAAAGUGUUUGU
Poeciliopsis prolifica (blackstripe livebearer) is the source of this 2406-nucleotide messenger RNA. Its product is annotated as P2Y purinoceptor 3. NCBI's taxonomy places the organism in Eukaryota, Metazoa, Chordata, Actinopteri, Cyprinodontiformes, Poeciliidae. The transcript is spliced from 4 exons. Gene Ontology annotation, cellular component: membrane. The record is from RefSeq and is a predicted model, not a curated record. Gene Ontology annotation, molecular function: G protein-coupled receptor activity; oxysterol binding. Bases 493 to 1842 code for a protein of 449 amino acids. Gene Ontology annotation, biological process: G protein-coupled receptor signaling pathway.